Messenger RNA from Gaeumannomyces tritici R3-111a-1, 1887 nucleotides. Its product is annotated as alpha-N-arabinofuranosidase C. Gene Ontology annotation, molecular function: alpha-L-arabinofuranosidase activity. The record is from RefSeq and is a predicted model, not a curated record. The transcript has 3 exons. Gene Ontology annotation, biological process: polysaccharide catabolic process; L-arabinose metabolic process. Bases 88 to 1593 code for a protein of 501 amino acids. NCBI's taxonomy places the organism in Eukaryota, Fungi, Ascomycota, Sordariomycetes, Magnaporthales, Magnaporthaceae.
CAGAACCUCUUUUGAAUUCACCCCCUCGCCCAUCCCCAGCAUACCACCCACGCACGCUUCGUUGCCAACUGCCGCUGAUUGCCUGUCAUGACCACAUUUACCAAGGUCUCCGACGAGGAGACGCCGAUCAUCCAUGUCGAUGCAGACAGGAAGAUCUCCAAGAUCGACCGCAUGAUCUAUGGUGGCUUCACCGAACAUAUGGGCCGCUGUAUCUACGGCGGCAUUUAUGACCCGAAAAGCCCCCUGGCCGACGCCAACGGGUUCCGCACCGAUGUGAUCGAGGCGCUGCGCGAGAUCGACGUGCCCGUGAUCCGCUACCCGGGCGGCAACUUUGUGGCGACGUACCACUGGCAGGACGGCGUGGGCCCGCGCGACAAGCGCCCGCGCCGGCCCGAGCUGGCGUGGCUGGGCGUCGAGACUAACGAGUUCGGCACCGACGAGUUCAUGACCUGGCUCGACCUUCUGAGCAAGGGGCGCGAGAGGCGCGUCGAACCCUACCUGUGCCUCAACAUGGGCACCGGAACCCUGGACGAGGCCCUAGCCUGGGUCGAGUACUGCAACGGCACGGGGGACACUCACUACGCCAAUAUGAGACGAAAGAACGGGCACCCGGAGCCGUACAAGGUGAAGUACUGGGCACUAGGAAACGAGGUCUGGGGCCCGUGGCAAAUCGAGCAGAUGACGCAAAAGGACUACGCAAAGAAGGCGAUCCAGUGGUCCAAGGCGCUGCGGUUGCUGGACCCGUCGAUAAAGCUGAUCCUGUGCGGCAAGACGGGCAUCUCGUCGUGGGACCAGUACGUGCUGAACGAGUGCGUCGGGGCGGUAGAUAUGCACUCGAUCCACAUCUACACGGCGGCCGCCUCGCACCUGGCCAACGCCGUUGCGCCGCUGAGCGCUGAGCGCGCCAUCCUGGCGACGGCGGGCAUGAUCGAGGUGGCGCGCGUUGAGAAGGACGUCAGCCCGGACGCGCCGCCCACGAGGAUCUGCUUCGACGAGUGGAACGUCUGGGACCCGGAGCGGGCGCCGGGGGAGCAGGGGGCCGAGGAGAAGUACACGCUCAGCGACGCGCUGGCCGUGGGCGUGUGGCUCAACGUCUUUGUGCGGCAGUCGCGCUGGGUGGGCAUGGCCAACCUCGCGCAGUCGGUCAACGUCAUCAGCCCGCUCACCACGUCGGCCGCGGGGCUGCUGAGGCACACGACGUGGUGGCCGCUGCUGCUCUUCGCCCGCCACGUUAGGGGGUGGACGCUCGGCUGCCACGUCCGCUGCGGGAGCUACGGCGGCGAGACGCGGCCGGCCUGGCUGCGCGGCGCCCUCGAGGACGGCGCGCCGUGGCUCGACGUCAGCGCGUCCGUCGACGGCGACGGCUGGGUUAGCCUGGCCGUCGUCAACAUCCACGAGACCGCAAGCUUCGAGACCGAGGUCAGGGGGGCUGGCGCCAAGGUGGACGUGUACACGGUGACGGGGGAGUCUGCCGACGUGGUCAACACGGAGGGCAACGAGGUUGUGGGCAUCAAGGAAAGCAGCUGGGAUGGGAAGGGCAAAUUUAGCUUUCCAAGGCUGUCUUUGACCAUGUUGCGAUGGAAGUCGGGUUGAAUUGUAGUUUGCACACCUAAGUGACCCCUGUACCUGUUAGCGCAUCAUCCCAUCGCUGCCUGGAGCCCCACCCCGGCUCAAGGCUCCCCGCUGCCUGGAGCGCGUCUUGGAGGAGCUGAACCCCGCGUUCAGCUCCAGCUGAGCUGCACGCUUUUUGACCAGCCCAUAAACCACACCGUCGUUUUUUUUCUCUUGUAAACAAACUGCUGGUGCCCAAACCUCAAGCAAUCGCGAAAAGCAAAGAGCUGCCCACAACACCAAAACUCGAGAGGAACCCCCGCAAACAGACUGAAG